AUGGAUGAGAAGCAGUACAAAAUAAGCGUAACGAAGUAUUUCGGAGAAGCAACAGCAAAAGUAACCAAAGAAACAACCGAAGAUGAAAUCAAACGUAUCUAUGCUGCACGGUCAGCAACAUAUGACGAGGUACUCUAAAAUAAUAAAAUAAUAAUAAUAAUGGUCUGAGGGACCAUGUGGCACAUUGCCCUUUGACCCACCGGACACCUGAUCCAUCCUUCAGGGUUGCGUUUCUCGAAUGUUCCAGGCUACCGACCUGUAAUACCAGUAAUACCUUUCACGAGCCCGAAGGGUGAACGCAAUUUGUGGUCUUUGAAAACAUUUACACAUGCUUAUUUAUUCCAAAUUGCUCGAGAAAAAUCAUGUGAUUAUGUAUUAAUAAUAUACAUGAAAAGAUACUAGAUAGCUUAUCAUAAUUAUGCAGAGGCAAAGCGCGCACAUCAAGUGCAAAAACAAUUUAUUCAAACCCUGUAAGUGACAUUGUGCGUUCCGUCAAAACAACCGCGAACGAUCAAAACAAUAAUAUACAAGGAUAUUUUCACAUCUUUAAGGCGCAAAAAAGUUCAAAAUCCGGCUAAACAGUUGAAGGAAUUGUUCGGUCUGGUUUGCUACUUCUUUGCACUGAAUUAACCCUCUUCUGCAUUGAAUUACCUGAAAACUUCAUGUAUCUUAACCAAUCAGGAUUGAGUAAUCUUUUCAUGUACUUUAUCAGCUCAAAAACUAGUUUAUUUUACCUUGUUGCCUGAUAUUUUCUUCGUUGAAGUUCAAUUUUUUUUAAGGAAAAGUCUCGAUUUUGAUUGAAAACAGAUCAGCUUUUCGGGUCCAUAAAACUACCGGAGCUCUCGAGGAAAAGGGGCCCAAGGCGACACCAGACCAGUGUCGUAUUUAUCGAACACCUAAUCUUAAAAACCAGCUUGAACUUUCUCAUCAUAUAGGAAUAUUCAGCGGUUCGUGCUUCGUAUUCGAAGCCACUGGCCGAAUCUUUGCAUAACGCCCUUAAAGAAGUUUACCAGGACAAACCAAAGGAUCAGAUCAAAAUCAUUGACGCUGGAGCUGGGACAGGGCUGAUUGGAGUUGAGCUCAAGAAACUCGGAUACACCAACCUAUGUGCUCUGGACAUCACAGAUGAGAUGUUAAAGGAAGCAAAGAAGAAAGAGGUCUAUACUGAGUUCAUCUGCACGUCUUUGAAUGGGCAGCCGAUACCUCAGAUUAAAUCAGGGCAAUUCGAUGCUUUGAUUUGUGGUGGGGCGCUCCUUACAGGACGUAUCGGCUCAUCUGCUUUCGUGGAGAUGAUAAGAAUGGUUCAAACUGGUGGGUCUUUCGUAGAAUUUUACCGAGGCACAGAUAUAAUUGACCCACGGAUGUCCGCGGGGAGUCUGUUCUGUGGCUAGUUGUUAGACUUGACACAAUCAAUCAUUUGAUCGCGUCCAAAGCAUCUGUGUUUGAAGAAAUUUGCUCAAAACCUUUGAGGAAAUAAUAAUUUUUUUAACAAAAAUGAAAAAAAGGAUGAUUUUAGAUUGAGGACAUAUCAGGAUUGUAAAAAAGGAAAAACGUGUAAAAUCCCCUGGCAAGUUUUUUGCUUGGUUAUUCUUGUUUUUUGAAAACUCAAACCGUAAUGAAGACUCACGUAACACCCUUCUCGACAAGUUCCCUUAACAUCUGGCAUCUGACCCUUAAAUCUUUUUCUGGGGUCAAAUCUUUUCUCUGCAAAAUCGCUCAAUGAAUUUCUAGAUACAUCGAGAGCACGCCCCUAGGCUGGUCUCUUCAACUUCUCUUUGGAUGAUAUUACAGGUUAUAGGUUAACCCUUUAACUCCCAUGAGUGACCAAGACGGAAUUUCUCCUUAUCAAGCAGACAAGUAAUGGGAAAACAAAAUAUGUUAAUGAGGGUGUCAUUGGUUAAGCCAAUACCAAGUUCUAUCAUCAUAGGAAUUGUAUGGCAAACACUAAAGAGAAUUACUAGAAAGAUCUCAGAAGCGAAAGAGUUAACCAACACUGUGAGUUAAAUAAAUGGAAAAAUAGGAAAAAGAAUGGAAAUUUCCCAUGAUAAAACCUUAAAAGAUCUGCACUUCUUUGCAGGUGGUGUCCUCUGUUUCAACAUAAUGAAAGAGGAAUUAGAACACUAUCAAGAGAUUAUGACGGAGCUGGAGAAAGCUGGCGAGUGGAUGUGCAUGUCCAAAAAAUCUGCACCUUUCUUUGAAGCCGAGGACCUGCCCAUUGAAUGCUGGGGGUUCGUUUACAAAGUUUUGAAGAACUAA
Molecule: messenger RNA, 2256 nt
Organism: Pocillopora meandrina
Lineage: Eukaryota; Metazoa; Cnidaria; Anthozoa; Scleractinia; Pocilloporidae
Source: the annotation of a GenBank genome assembly